Messenger RNA from Cajanus cajan (pigeon pea), 830 nucleotides. RefSeq names its product protein METHYLENE BLUE SENSITIVITY 1. The record is from RefSeq and is a predicted model, not a curated record. Lineage: Eukaryota; Viridiplantae; Streptophyta; Magnoliopsida; Fabales; Fabaceae.
UUAGCAAACUGCAUCACCCAAACGCGCAAGACAAACCCUCUCUGCUGCCAAAACUAAAAUUAGGGUUUCCCAACCCUAGGGUUUACUCCCCCAAAUCAAAACCCAAACAACCUCGACUCGAAGCCAAAGGGAACAAUCAUUGAUUGGUGAAAAGAAGAGAGGACCGCGAUGACGGGGAAAGCCAAGCCCAAGAAGCACACGGCCAAGGAGAUCGCGGCGAAGGUGGACGCCGCCACCACCAACCGCGGCGGCGGCAAGGCUGGCCUGGCGGACCGCUCCGGCGUGGAGAAAGGGGGCCACGCGAAGUACGAGUGCCCCCACUGCAAGGUAACUGCACCCGAUGUUAAGUCGAUGCAGAUUCACCACGACGCGCGCCACCCCAAGAUCCCCUUCGAGGAGGACAAGAUCGUCAACCUUCACGCCUCUCACGUGCCAGAGUCCUCCAAGCCGCGCCCCGGCGUUCGCGGAAGCCUCAAGAAGUGAUUCCAAUCAGAUCCUAUCAUCAUGGUCCCUUCAUUCAUAGUUCUCUGUUUUUUCUUUUACUUUUUUUUUUUCUUUGUCCAAGUUGAUGUUUUUUUAGGGUGGUGUUGAGUAAUCGGGAUGUGGGUAUGUUCUUGAUUUCGGGGAAGAAGGGUUAUGAUAUGAUGCAUCUUAGGUGUGAAUCUGAAGAUGCUGUGUAUGGAGGGACGGAGAAGGGCUAUUUUGGUCUGAUGAGAUUGAUUUUGUAGUUGAUUGAGCCCUUCUUUUUAAGGAUGGGAUGUAUAUUGUUCCCUAUAAUGUUGUUGACCUACUACUACUUACAACCUUGUUGUGUGAACUCAUAAGAUAAA